AUGGGCUCGUCGUUGACCUCCUGCUGCGGUUCUGAGAAGGUCGAGCAAGGGUGCGUGAGCGCGUCGCCCAUGAGCAGCACGUGGAGGAUAUUCAGCUACAAGGAGCUGCAGGCCGCCACCAACGGCUUCAGCGAGGAGAACAAGCUCGGCGAGGGCGGCUUCGGCAGCGUCUACUGGGGCAAGACAUCCGACGGCCUCCAGGGUGAGCCCGACCACCGCCCGGACAUGCGCACCGUCGUCCGCAUCCUGCGCGGAGACAACGCCGCCGCCGCCGCCACGGUGGGGCGUGCUGGCAAAGGGGACCAGAAGGUGCCGGUGAGGAUCGAGAGCGUCAAGUACGCGGACCGCCUGAUGGAGAUGGACAAGAGCAGCUCGUACUACGACGAGCCUCAGGACUGGGACGAGGAGGAGGAGGAAGGAGACGACAUCGACGACGACAAGGUGGAGUACUCAAUGAUAGAUGACAAAAGUAGCAUGAACUUCGGGGCGUUUGGCGCCAUGCCAGUGCAGCAGACCAUGCACGACCCCUACGUCAAGAGGAUCUCGGGAAAUGCUAAUGCUAUCAAGAUCUAA
Messenger RNA from Miscanthus lutarioriparius, 573 nucleotides. Lineage: Eukaryota; Viridiplantae; Streptophyta; Magnoliopsida; Poales; Poaceae. The record is from the annotation of a GenBank genome assembly.